Molecule: messenger RNA, 453 nt
Organism: Caenorhabditis remanei
Lineage: Eukaryota; Metazoa; Nematoda; Chromadorea; Rhabditida; Rhabditidae
Exons: 2
Coding region: 1-453 (150 amino acids)
Biological process (GO): lipid biosynthetic process
Molecular function (GO): flavin adenine dinucleotide binding; alkylglycerone-phosphate synthase activity
Source: RefSeq, a predicted model, not a curated record
AUGAACCACGGCGUGCUCGGCGAGUCGUUCGAGACGUCCGUUCCAUGGGACAAGGUUCUCAGUCUCUGCAGAAACGUGAAGGAACUGAUGAGACGAGAGGCGAAGGCGCAGGGAGUGAAACACCCCGUCUUGGCAAGUUGCCGUGUCACUCAGGUGUACGAUGCCGGCGCGUGCGUCUACUUUUAUUUUGGUUUCAAUGCAAGAGGACUGCCAAACGGUCUUCAGGUUUAUGAUCGUAUUGAGACCGCCGCCCGUGACGAGAUCAUCGCUUGCGGCGGAAGCAUUUCCCACCAUCAUGGAGUCGGAAAAAUCAGAAAACAAUGGAUGUUGACAACUAACGGAGCCGUCGGAAUCGCCUUGUUGAAAGCGAUCAAGAGUGAACUCGACCCGGCGAACAUCUUUGCCAACGCUAAUUUGAUUGAUAUUAUCGGAUCGCCUCAUUGCAAAUUGUAA